This is a messenger RNA of Penicillium mononematosum, 1824 nucleotides long. RefSeq lists its product as uncharacterized. The record is from RefSeq and is a predicted model, not a curated record. Gene Ontology annotation, molecular function: NAD+ binding; oxidoreductase activity, acting on the CH-OH group of donors, NAD or NADP as acceptor. Bases 1 to 1824 code for a protein of 607 amino acids. Gene Ontology annotation, biological process: fatty acid metabolic process. NCBI's taxonomy places the organism in Eukaryota, Fungi, Ascomycota, Eurotiomycetes, Eurotiales, Aspergillaceae. The transcript is spliced from 3 exons.
AUGUCAUCACACUGGCAACCUCCGCGAAAUUACCGCAGCCGCCCUGUUGCCAUUCUUGGCGCAGGUGUACUCGGCCGCCGAGUAGGAUGUAUCUGGGCUUCAGCCGGCUUCGACGUCAAGAUUCGAGACCCGAACGCGCAACAGCGAGCAGACGGUGUGGCAUAUAUUGAGAAAAAUGUUCAAUCAUACUCCGCCAAGACCAACCAAGUCCCCGGAUCAUUCGAAGCCGUCGCGGGUAUGGAACAAGCUGUUCGAAAUGCCUGGCUUGUCAUUGAAGCUGUCCCCGAGAAGCUCGAGCUCAAGAUCGCCACUUUCGCUGAAUUGGAGGCCCUCACUCCCAAUGACUGCAUCUUGGCUUCCAAUUCAUCCUCAUACAAGACUUCGGAGAUGAUCAGUCAGAUCUCGGAUUCCACAAAGACGCGCGUCCUGAACAUGCAUUAUUAUAUGCCACCGGCGUGUAUGAUUGUGGAACUUAUGACAGAUGGAUACACUUCCCCAGAGAUAUUCCCUUUCAUGGUUGAGCGCUGCAAGGAAGCUGCCACAAGUCCAUAUGUCGCAAGAAAGGAGUCCACUGGAUUCAUCUUCAAUCGGCUGUGGGCUGCUGUAAAGCGGGAGGUCUUGACUAUCUUAGCUGAAGGUGUUUCGGUUCCCGAGGAAAUUGAUUCGAUGUGGACUGAACUGUUUCUCAAAGGAAAGAGUCUUCCCUGCCGGACAAUGGACGAUGUUGGCCUAGACACCGUUGCCUUCAUUGAGGGUCAUUACGUGGAUGAACGUGGACUCUCCCCGGAGAAGACGGUCGACUUUUUGAAGAGCAACUACCUGGACCAUGGAAAGCUGGGAACAAAGUGUUCAAAGGGUGGCCUCUAUGCAACUAGCGACUCGACUCCUAUCAAGGCAGACUCAAAGAAGCCCGACAUUUUGGUGUUGGACGUGGGACUCUCAGCCAACACACCCACUAUGACAGCAGGAGAGAUCCUCCGGGUUUCCGCAGACGGCAAGCUACAGAAAUCGAUUCUUAAAGGCCAACCAUUGCCUGAUGGACUCGCUGUAGACCCAACCUCUGGCCGCAUAUUCUGGACUUGCAUGGGCGUUCCCGGAAAGACCGACGGGGCCGUCUUCUCCGCCAACGUGGAUGGGACGGAUAUCAAAACUCUUGUUGCCCCAGGAACUGUGAAUACACCAAAACAGCUAGCCCUUGAUUCCAUGGCGCAAACCGUCUACUUCAGUGACCGUGAAGGAUGCCGAGUCUAUCGCUGUGCCUUCGACGGCUCCAACCUGGAGGUUUUGAUUGAUAACACUGGCCGUGAUUUUGCCCCUGCGAAGCGUGUCUCCGAAUGGUGCGUGGGAGUCGCUGUGAGCCCAAGUCAAGGUAAAUUCUACUGGACCCAGAAAGGACCCUCCAAGGGUGGUGAAGGCCGGAUCCUCUGCGCGGAUAUCAUAACUCCUAAGAGUCAGUCAGCUGCUGCUCGAGGUGAUAUCCAGUGCAUUCUGUCUGAUCUUCCCGAACCCAUUGAUCUUGAGGUAGAAGAAACCUCUCGCGUACUUUACUGGACCGAUCGUGGCGAAAUCCCAUGGGGCAACUCACUAAACAGAGUCAGGUUGGGGGAGGAUGGUCUCCCUCUAUCAACCAGUUCCCCGAGAGGAUAUGAGAUUCUUACCAGGGGUCUGAACGAGGCAAUCGGUCUGAAGUUGGAUUCCAUCAAUUCUUAUGUCUAUCUCACUGAUCUAGGUGGAUCUAUCUACCGAUGCGACCUGGAUGGCAACCACAAGGAGAAGGUUUACUCCGAGGAGCACCGGGCUUUUACUGGGAUUACUCUCCUAUAG